This is a messenger RNA of Fonsecaea multimorphosa CBS 102226, 2154 nucleotides long. RefSeq lists its product as uncharacterized. Lineage: Eukaryota; Fungi; Ascomycota; Eurotiomycetes; Chaetothyriales; Herpotrichiellaceae. Gene Ontology annotation, biological process: regulation of DNA-templated transcription; DNA-templated transcription. Bases 1 to 2154 code for a protein of 717 amino acids. Gene Ontology annotation, molecular function: DNA-binding transcription factor activity, RNA polymerase II-specific; zinc ion binding; DNA binding. The record is from RefSeq and is a predicted model, not a curated record. The transcript has 5 exons.
AUGUCUCAGCGUCUGAGACCCAUCACGCCAGCGAACCCCGCGCCCGAUGAGUCCGGCGGGCCGUCCAUCCCAACACGUGGGCGGAGCAUCACCCGCAACGCCAGGAGCAACGCUACCGCAGCGUGCCUGGCAUGUAAGGCUAAGAGAAGAAAAUGCAGUGGCCCGCCCGGACCCUGCAAUGCGUGUAUCUCCUCCAAGACCGAGUGUGUGUUCCGAGAAGAUCUCGAUGGAAGACGAAAGGAGGCCAUCAAGCGGAAAAUGGAGGAGGGGACAGAGCAUCACCGCGAUCUCUUGAGUGGACUGCUCCGGUCCAUUCGAUCGAGUGACGAAGAUGAAGUUCAGCAUCUCAUCCGGCUGAUUCGAGAUGAUGCACCACUGUCAACCGUGAGUCAACUCGUUCGCUUAAUGCGCCCAGAGAUAAAUGCAGAAAACCCAGAAAACCCCCUGAGGGGAAGAGCAUCCCUUCUGGGGACCAUGAUCCACGCCUUCAUCGACGAGAGUGUCAGGAAGCUUCGUGAAAACAGUCCAAGAACCGAUGACACGAUUGAUGGCCUUCUCCGGCUCCGAGCUGAAGCGUCCAGUCUGGCAGAGCAGAUUCCACCGAGUAGAGCGCGAAGGAAGACCAUGAGCGUCGAGCAGAUGACCGACGAGCCUCUGUUCCAACUCACGGCAAGACCCUGGACGACAAUCACAGACGAUGACUAUCUGGUCUCACAUCUCGUCUCCCUCUAUUUCACUUGGUGGAACACCUUCAUGCAUCCUCUUCACGAACCUUUCCUGAUCGAAGCCAUGGUAGCGGGCGACACCAUGAGUCCGCUUUGCUCUCCUUUUCUGGUGAACGCCUUGCUAGCGCUGUCUUGCAGUUACUCCGACUUACCGGGGGCUUUCGCUGACCCUGACGAUCCGGAUACUUGGGGGGAACACUUCUAUGACGAAGCGAAGCGCCUGUGGGACCGCGAGGAAGGGCGCGCUUCCAUGACCAACCUGCAAGGCCUGUACCUCUUGAUGCUGUAUCAGAACAUGCGCGGAAAAGACCAACUUGGCUGGUCGACCAUGUCGCAAGUUGUCCACAUGUACCAAGACAUGGGCCUCCACAACCAGAUCAAGAUACCACGUGACUGCCCAACCGAGUCUGCGGACAAGAUGAAAAUCGCCAUGUUGAAUGUCUCCUGGUCGGUAUUUAUCUGCAAUACGAUAUUUGCUAUUUUCCUUCUCAAACACCCUACGCUCCGACCGCCGACAGUGGCGCGCCCCUUUACGGGCGAAGACCUCCAGAGGUCGGUGGAGUGGAAACCAUAUCCCCGCGCAGAGAGAGCCGAUAUACUGUAUGGAGAGGCACUCGUGAAUGCUUAUUGCGACUUGGCUGAGAUAGCAUAUGAGGUAGCAUUCAGUGUGCCCUUCACUGACUUGGGAGACGAGAAUGCACCCCUGCAGCUGAUGGCGAGGUUGCGAGGGUGGCACGAUAACCUUCCUACGACUUUGCAAGCCAACUCGGCGACGCCGGGGCCAUUGUUUGAGCUACACACUAUCUACUAUUCGUGUUCUCUCACCUUGAGUGAGCUUUCUGGCCACGAUACUUCACCGGGGCCCACGCCUGGUCCGGCUUCUUUUCCCAUAGCGUCGACUGUGGGCAUGACUGCUCGUAGCACCUCCCUUCUCUUGAUUCGUCACAUGUUGCCAUUGUAUCGACAAUUUCGCCAAACAUACGGCUCCAUUCGUGUGAUGGCGGGCAGUUGCCAGACGGCGGCAAUCGCGUACUUCAUUCUGCUCAAAGCGAUGUGCGACCCGUCGUUGCAAUCGGAGGAGAACGAAGAAGCGCUCAGGGAGAAUGAAGAAGCCCUCGUUGACCUGACGAUGUACUUGAUGGUGGGUGCACGACGCUGGCUGGUGUAUGCCGGUGUGCUGCGGAUGGUUCGACCGACGGCGCAGUCGAUGGGUGUCCAGCUCCCUCCGAAAUUGAACGGGAUACUGGACGAGUUCGACAAGACGGUGUGGACGGUGGGGGCGCACAGACGAAUCCGAAGCGUCUAUCCGAAUCUCGCUCUGGUCAAGAAGAACUCGAGAGAUGGCGAGGACAUCACGAUGGGCGAGUUGCUGGCAAGAUGGGAAGCAGUGUUGGCGGAUGGCCAGCCGGAAAAUCGUGAAGAUAACUAG